This is a messenger RNA of Alosa alosa (allis shad), 1139 nucleotides long. RefSeq names its product myosin, light polypeptide 3, skeletal muscle (gene mylz3). NCBI's taxonomy places the organism in Eukaryota, Metazoa, Chordata, Actinopteri, Clupeiformes, Clupeidae. The record is from RefSeq and is a predicted model, not a curated record. The transcript is spliced from 6 exons. Gene Ontology annotation, molecular function: calcium ion binding. Bases 149 to 646 code for a protein of 165 amino acids. Gene Ontology annotation, cellular component: contractile muscle fiber; myosin II complex.
GAACCUCCAAAGCGACACUUGAUCCGACAUGUGACAUCACAGUCUGAACUUAAAUAAGAAGGGCCUAAGCCCAUGGUUCAGGACCACUCUCCUGGGACUCCGGCUUCUGUUGACUUCUGCCUAACCGCUCCUCCAUCUACAUAUCAUCAUGGGUGAUGCUCCCGCUGAGGCUCCCGCCGCGGCCCCCGCUGCAGGUGGUGACUUCUCCGCUGACCAGAUUGAGGACUUCAAGGAGGCUUUCGGUCUUUUCGACAAAGUUGGUGACAACCAGGUUGGAUACAACCAGGUUGCCGAUAUCAUGCGCGCUCUGGGCCAGAACCCCACCAACGGAGAGGUGAAGAAGUUGCUGGGCAGCCCAUCCGUUGAGGAUAUGGCCAACAAGAGAAUGGCCUUCGACGCUUUCCUGCCCCUGCUGGCACAGCAGGACAAGGUCCAGAAGGGUACCUAUGAUGACUACGUUGAGGGUCUGCGCGUCUUCGACAAGGAGGGCAACGGCACAGUCUUGGGCGCUGAGCUGCGUAUCGUGUUGGGCACAAUGGGUGAGAAGAUGAAGGAGGAUGAGAUUGAUGCCCUCAUGACAGGUCAGGAGGACGACAACGGCUGUGUCAACUACGAGGCUUUCGUCAAGCACGUCAUGUCUGUGUAAGAGGCCCCCAGGUGGAAGUGGUGAAGAAGAUGAAGUCAAUCUACAAACCCUCAGGGUGUCAGGACAUCCAACUCUGUUUCUAAGACCAACCUAAGAGAAUUAAAAGGACUAUGGGAUGUCACUAUUCAAGAAAAACACUUUUUUUUUUCUUUUAUCCACAUCACCUUCUUUCCCUUGUUUUCUCCGCUCAACCUCUUUCUGGACGUUACCGUUCUCUCUCUCUCUUCUUUUUAUCCCCCUGUGCCGCCCACUUCACUCCCCUCCCCACCAGGGCGGCGCUCCCUGGCUUGGCGGGAAACGGGGGAGGAAGGGUGGGCCACCCAUGAAGUGGGGGUCUCCCCCUGCCUUGCCCCGACUCGCCCCGGUCACUUCAUCACCGGCCAGCCGUGCUAAAGGCACCUGGCACGCCUGUGAACCGCUCGCCGAAACGUUCCCCUCCCAGACACAAAGUCAUCUUUUAUUUUCACUCAGAAUAAAACCUUUUCCAAAAGUA